GAUUCUCUUUCUCUCUCACACCCAAUUUGCAUUUCUUCGUCAUCAUCUACUCUUUCUUUCUUUCUGCAUUCUCUUCAUUUAUUUUCCCCAAUCAAUUUUCCCAGCUUGGAUAAAAAAACGGUAGUAGUAAAAGAAAAAUCCAAAUAAGGAAGAAAAACAGAGUUACAUUUCAGAUUCAGCAGCUUCACUUGAACCAAAAGUAAUCGAAACUGCUCAAACAUAGUAUGGAGGAAACAACUCAAGUAGCGAGUUCCCAGGUCCCUGUAGUGAAACCUGGUGAUGAUGACCUUAAGACAGUUGAUGUUGCCGUCAAGACUGUGAAUGGGGAAGUAACAAAGGAUAGGAAAGAAGAGGAAGACACAACAUUAGAUGGCGAAUUCAUUAAAGUUGAGAAGGAAACUUUUGAUGCCAAGGAUGAUGCUAAGAAAGCAGAGCAUGUUCCUGUUGAAGAGCAAAAGCAAGUUUCCAUUGAAAGAAGCUCGAGUGGUUCACAAAGAGAACUACAUGAGUCACAAGAAAAGGCCAAGGAGUUAGAGCUCGAAUUGGAAAGAGUGGCAGGGGAACUGAAACGGUAUGAAUCUGAGAAUACCCACUUGAAGGACGAGCUUUUGUCUGCGAAAGAGAAGUUAGAAGAAACGGAAAAGAAGCAUGGAGAGCUCGAAGUCGCUCAAAAGAAGCAGCAAGAGAAAAUUGUUGAAGUGGAAGAGAGACACAGCUCUCAGUUGAAGUCCUUGGAAGAUGCUUUGCAGUCCCAUGAUGCCAAAGAUAAGGAACUAACUGAAGUUAAGGAAGCUUUUGAUGCAUUGGGCAUAGAACUCGAGAACUCACGAAAGAAGUUGAUAGAGUUGGAGGAAGGGCUAAAACGUUCAGCUGAAGAGGCUCAGAAAUUUGAAGAGCUGCAUAAGCAAAGCGCUUCUCAUGCUGACUCUGAGACGCAGAGGGCUUUGGAGUUUGCACAGUUGCUUGAAUCGACGAAAGACAGUGCCAAGAAAAUGGAGGAAAAGAUGGCUUCCCUGGAACAAGAAAUCAAGGAGCUGAAUGAUAAGAUUUCUGAAAACGAAAAAGUUGAAGCGGCCUUAAAGAGUAGUGCGGGAGAAUUAGCUGCCGUGCAAGAGGAAUUAGCACUUUCAAAAUCUCGUUUGCUGGAGACGGAACAAAAAGUGUCUUCCACAGAAGCCCUCAUUGAUGAACUGACUCAGGAACUUGAGAAGAAGAAAGCUUCGGAAUCUCGGUUUAAGGAAGAGUUAUCAGUUCUAGAGGAUUUGGUUGUUCAGACCAAAGAUCUCCAGGCUAAACUUUCUGAACAGGAAGGUAUUAAUUCAAAGCUUGGGGAAGAACUCAAAGAGAAGGAACUGCUGGAAUCCUUAUCGAAAGACCAAGAAGAGAAGCUGAGAACUGCAAAUGAGAAGUUGUCCGAAGUGUUGAAAGAAAAAGAAGCCCUUGAAGCAGAUGUAGCAGAGGUCACUAGUAAUGCAGCAAAAGUAAAAGCGAUCUGCAGUGAACUAGAAGAGAAACUGAAGACCUCAGAUGAUAAUUUCACCAAAGCAGAUGCUCUUCUGUCUCAAGCUUUGUCAAACAACUCAGAACUGGAACAGAAACUGAAAUCUCUAGAGGAGCUUCACAGUGAAUCUGGAUCUGUAGCAGCAGCUGCUACCAAGAAGAAUCUUGAGCUGGAGGAAGUUGUUCGGUCCUCUAGUCAAGCAGCAGAAGAUGCCAAAUCACAGAUUAAAGAGCUAGAGACAAAGUUCAGUGCAGCUGAACAGAAGAAUGUGGAGCUUGAGCAGCAACUGAACGUAUUGCAGCUUAAAAACAGUGACGCAGAACAAGAAUUGAAAGAACUCUCUGAGAAGGUAUCUGAACUUAAAGUUGCUAUUGAAGUUGCCGAGGAAGAGAAAAAACAGGUGACCACUCAGAUGCAGGAAUACCAAGAAAAAGCAUCCGAAUUGGAAUCGUCUCUGAAGCUAUCAUCGGCCAAAACCUCAGAGCUUGAAGAAGAUUUGCGAAUCGCUUUGCAGAAGGGUGCAGAGCAUGAAGAGCGUGCUAAUACAACUCACCAGCGCAGCAUUGAACUCGAAGGUCUGUGUCAAACAUCACAGUCAAAACAUGAAGAUGCUGAAGGAAGAUUGAAAGACUUGGAGCUUCUACUUCAGACAGAAAAAUACAGAAUUCAGGAACUUGAGGAGCAGGUUAGCUUGCUGGAGAAGAAGAGUGGAGACACUGAAGCAGAUUCCAAAGGUUACUUAGGUCAGGUGGCUGAGCUUCAAUCAACACUUGAGGCUUUCCAAGUGAAAAGUUCGAGCCUUGAAGCUGCUUUAAACGCUGCAAAUGAUAACGAAAGAGAACUGACAGAAAAUCUAAACGCUGUUAUGGGUGAGAAAAAGAAAUUAGAGGAUACAGUGAAUGAGUACAGCGCAAAGAUCAGUGAGUCUGAGAAUCUGCUAGAAAGUCUCAGGAAUGAAUUGGGUGUCACACAAGGAAAAUUGGAGAGCAUUGAAAACGAUCUUAAAGCUGCUGGUUUACGGGAAAGCGAAGUAAUGGAGAAACUGAAGUCUGCUGAAGAGAGUCUUGAGAAGAAAGGAAAAGAGAUAGAUGAAGCUAUGAAGAAAUCCAUGGAGCUUGAAGCUUUACAUCAGUCUUCGAGUAAAGACUCGGAGCAUAAAAUUCAAAUGGUUAUGGAGGAUUUCACUAGAAGAGAUUCAGAUGCCAAUUCUUUGACGGAGAAACUGAAAGACCUCGAGGACAGAAUAAAAUCAUAUGAAGAGCAGUUGGCUGAAGCAUCUGGCAAAUCUUCUUCUGUAAAAGAAGAACUUGAUCAGACUUUGGGAAAACUCGCUGCUGCAGAAGCCGUUAAUGAUAAACUCAAACAGGAGUUUGAUCAGGCACAUGAAAAAUCUUUGCAGUCAUCAUCAGAGAAUGAACUACUAGCAGAGACAAACAACCAGCUCAAGAUCAAAAUUCAAGAGCUUGAAGAGUUACUAGGUUCUAGUUCUGCCGAGAAGGAAACUGCAAUGAAACAGGUGGAAGAGGCAACUGAAAGGUUGAACCAGAAAGAGACAGAAUUCAAAGACUUCAUUGAAAAGUUAAAAGCACAUGAAAACCAAAUCGAGGAGCACAAAAGGCAGGCUCAUGAAGCAUCAGGAGUUGCGGAUACUAGAAAAGUUGAGCUUGAAGAGGCUCUAUCUAAACUGAAGAAUCUUGAAUCUACUAUUGAAGAGCUCGGGGCCAAAUGCCACGGGCUUGAGAAAGAAAGCGGGGAUCUGGCGGAGGUGAAUUUAAAGCUGAACCAGGAACUAGCCAAUCAUGGAUCAGAGGCCAACGAGUUGCAGACAAAGCUCUCUGCUCUGGAGGCUGAGAAGGAGCAAACAACCAAAGAUCUCCUGGCUUCAAAGACAGCCAUAGAAGAUCUAAGAAAGCAGCUUACCUCUGAAGGGGAGAAAAUGCAGUCGCAGAUUUCUUCACUCACUGAGGAGAACAACCAAGUCAACGCAAUGUUUCAGAGUACUAAGGGUGAGCUCCAAUCAGCUAUUUCAAAGCUUGAAGAUCAACUAAACGUAGAGAGGUCUAAAGCUGAUACUUUGGUGUCCGAGAUUGAGAAGCUCGGGGCAGUGGCUGCUGAAAAGUCUGUUUUGGAAUCACAUGUUGAAGAACUUGAAAAGAAAUUGUCAAAAGUCGAAGCUCAGUUGAAAGAAGAGGGUGAAAACGCAGCUGCUGCUUCUGAAAAAGUGGCAGAACUGAACUCAAAACUGCAGGAACAUGAAAAUAACGCCAGUGACCGAGAUGUGCUCAAUGAGCAAGUGCUUCAGCUUCAGAAAGAGCUUCAAGCGGCUCAUAGUUCCAUUGCUGAACAGGAACAAGCACACUCUCAGAAGCAUUCAGAGCUGGAGUCUGCGCUGAAGCAAUCACAAGAAGAGAUUGAAGCUAAGAAAAAGGCGGUCUCUGAAUUUGAAUCAAUGGUCAAAGAUCUUGAACAGAAAGUGCAGCUCGCGGAUGCUAAAGCUAAGGAAACGGAGGCAAUGGAGGUAGGUGUUAAAUCUCGAGACAUUGACUUGUCCUUUUCUUCACCAACGAAACGUAAGAGCAAGAAAAAGUCAGAUACAUCUCCUUCUUCUUCUUCUUCUCCGGGCAAUGCCGUUACUACUACUCAGACAGCGUCAACUUCCCAUCUCAUGUCAGUGAAGAUAAUCUCUGGAGUGGCUCUGAUUUCCGUUAUUAUCGGUAUAAUUCUUGGGAAAAAGUAUUAGUCUUCUCGUGUGGUGUGGUGUGAUGUGAUGGUCUUGUGAAUCUCUCUUCUUCUUUGUUUUUGGGGUUUUUAAAUUUUGAUCAAACUCUCUCAUAAGCUCAUGAGAGAUGUAAUGCGUUAGCAGAAUUUACGAAGCUUUGCAUCAAUUUGCUUCUCUCUGCAGAUUGUUUUUGUUUUUCUGGGUUGGGGAUUUGGAUUUUUUUUCUGGCUUGUAGGUCAAGCAAUGUCCUCAUAGUCAUAUUGUACUAAAUUAAACGAAAGUGAAGUUCAUCGAUAAUUGUGGUCUAUUGUACAUUGUACAUUUUCUUGGAAUGAAAA
Messenger RNA from Eutrema salsugineum, 4558 nucleotides. Its product is annotated as myosin-9. The transcript is spliced from 7 exons. The record is from RefSeq and is a predicted model, not a curated record. Lineage: Eukaryota; Viridiplantae; Streptophyta; Magnoliopsida; Brassicales; Brassicaceae. Bases 225 to 4241 code for a protein of 1338 amino acids.